Messenger RNA from Myotis davidii, 1198 nucleotides. RefSeq names its product ChaC, cation transport regulator homolog 2 (E. coli) (gene CHAC2). Gene Ontology annotation, biological process: glutathione catabolic process. NCBI's taxonomy places the organism in Eukaryota, Metazoa, Chordata, Mammalia, Chiroptera, Vespertilionidae. Bases 16 to 699 code for a protein of 227 amino acids. The transcript has 3 exons. Gene Ontology annotation, cellular component: cytoplasm. Gene Ontology annotation, molecular function: glutathione specific gamma-glutamylcyclotransferase activity; gamma-glutamylcyclotransferase activity. The record is from RefSeq and is a predicted model, not a curated record.
ACUUCAAAUCCCAGUAUGCUUUGCGCCACCAACCAGGGAUUGCGGCUAUCAGCGCCUGCGCCCAGCGCAGCCGGUAACGCGUCCGGCAAGCCGCAAUCCAAACCCGUUCUGCCUCCACAGCCGCCGCCGAGGUGCUGGCGAAAAAUGUGGGUUUUUGGUUACGGGUCCCUGAUCUGGAAGGUGGACUUCCCCUAUCAGGACAAGCUUGUCGGACGCAUCACAGGCUACAGCCGGCGUUUCUGGCAAGGCAGCACAGACCACCGCGGAGUCCCGGGCAAGCCUGGAAGAGUUGUGACUCUUAUUGAAGAUCCUGGGGGCUGUGUAUGGGGUGUUGCUUACAGACUGCCAGCAGGAAAGGAAGAAGAAGUAAAAGCGUACCUUGACUUCAGAGAGAAAGGAGGCUACAGGACCACAACAGUCAUUUUUUAUCCAAAAGAUCCCACUACAAAACCAUUCAAUGUGUUGCUAUAUAUUGGAACACAUGAUAAUCCUAAUUACCUUGGUCCUGCACCUCUGGAAGAUAUUGCUGAACAAAUCUUUAAUGCAGCUGGUCCAAGUGGAAGAAAUACAGAAUAUCUUUUUGAACUUGCAAAUUCUAUUAGGAAUCUUGUGCCAGAAGAUGCAGAUGAGCAUCUUUUCUCUUUGGAAAAAUUAGUAAAAGAACGUUUAGAAGGAAAACAGAACCUUGACUGCUUAUAAAGACCUAAUCAUUGACUUCCAGAGAAGCAGAACUUUUAGUCUUCAAGAAUAGUUGCACUGCACAAUGACAAUAUGAUUUGGAAACAUAUUUACUUGAAGAUCUUAUUUAUUUUUAAUGUUGUAGUCAAGAUAUCAUCAAAAUUUAUAGUUAAUUCCAAGUGUCCUGAAACACAUAUAUAUUCAAAGUAUAGGGUAUAGUUAAAGAAAAAAUUCAAUUGUAUAUUGAACACUUGAUCAUGAGAAGUUCUUUAGAAAAAUACAAGAAAUUUCACAGCUUGUUUUUUAAUCAGAGUAAAAAUAAUUUUGUUCUUUCAUAUGACAAUACUAUUUUGAAGUUGUAGAGAAUUAAAUAAAAAACCCAAUAAAUAUAAUAAGGUAUACCUUCAAUAUAUUCCUAUGCAAUAAUUCUGUUACCAUGGUUUAAAAUAUACAAACUGAAAACAUGUGUAAUUACAAAUAUAUAGUAACUAGAGGCCUGGUGCACAAAAUUCAUGCAUUG